This is a messenger RNA of Pyricularia grisea, 1884 nucleotides long. RefSeq lists its product as uncharacterized. NCBI's taxonomy places the organism in Eukaryota, Fungi, Ascomycota, Sordariomycetes, Magnaporthales, Pyriculariaceae. The record is from RefSeq and is a predicted model, not a curated record. The transcript has 2 exons. The coding region runs from base 9 to 1739 and encodes 576 amino acids.
GGCCGACGAUGGACCCUGAUAACGCCAAGGCUCCGCUAAGCCAAAGCGGCAGGCAGAUGUCACUCCCCUGCACACAAAAUGCCUUGCCUGCGCUACCGACUGUGGACACUGUGCCGCACCAAGCUAAGCUAAACCCGACAACAGACGCGGCAGCAGCAGCUCGUUGUGAUCAAGGCCUAGGACCAGUAGCAUUCAAGCCGAUAGCUUCAAGCUUUUUUCCACCUGCACAAUUGGCAACACCACUCCGUGCUUCGGUCAACGAGCAAUUGUCCCGCGUCACCGUUCGAGAGCCCGAACUCAAGCCUCGAAUCGCCUCGUCGACGAAACAUCAUCCGAUCGGUCCCCGGCCUCUUGGAUCACACCCCGUGGCUUUCCCCACUGAGGUCUCGGAGUACGAAAGCUAUCUCGCCGCCUUUAACCAAUUUUCUUGGCCGCCAGCGAACCAGACAGGAUCCCCGUUCAUUGAUCGCUCCUGGAAAACCCCGCCCUCCUCCGACUGGCCCCUCAAGGAGGAAGGAAUUCGAUCGGCUCGCGCCGUGCGUCUGCGACGACCCAAAGCUAUCCAAGUCACCGCCACCUCGGGACCGGCGCGAAAGGAUACCUUGGUAGUGCCAUAUACUGCCCCUAGCGCGCGAGCCCUCCCCUCUGCUCCGCCUCUGCCGCCACCGCACAGAGAGUCGCUGCCGCAACUCCCCAGGCCGCCGCCUUCGCCUGACAACAACAGCCACCACGUACUGCCAGACAAGGUCCGCCCACGCUCGUCAUCCGUCGCGGACCCGGAUCAGGCGCCGCCUCCGCUCGCAAUCAUGAACGGCAUGAACGGCGCCAACAUGGGCGUCGGCAUGGUCGGCCCCACCCCGGCCGGCCACCAGCAGGAGCUUAGCCACAUAUACGGCAUGGUCGACGAUCUGAGCAGCCAGCUGGCGGAGAACAGGAGGGUGCUGGAGGAGGUUGUAUCGUUGGUCGGCAGGAUCAGGGCGCGCGCCAGGCAUCAGAACCUAUCGAAUCAGGAAAUAAUCGCCGGCGCCGACGACCCGAGCACAACCGAGAACCUUGACCGCCUCAUCUCCAUCCUCUCAGAAACCCUCGAAAAGGCACUGCACGAGCGGGACGCCAACUCUGAACUCCUGCAGCAGUAUGCCAACGUCAUGGCCAACAUGGUACGGCAGGCGCACGACCACAAAUCACGCACCGUGACGGACGUGUCGGCAUGGCACCGAUCGUACCGGCAGCAGCUGGCCGAGGCGCGCGAGGAGAACUCUCGGCUGCGCGAGCAGAUCUGGGACGUCCAGGAGCGGGCGGGACGGCUCAACGAGUCGGUGCGGCAGUUCCGCACCAGCUACGACGCGGACCCGUCGAGGUACGAGGCGCGCGUCGAGAACAUUGCCCUGCGCCAGGAGGUCCGGUUCUGGAAGCGCAUGGCCAUGCCCGACGUGCCCGAAGACGACCCCAUGUGGAGCGACGAUGACGACCUCAUCGACCCGGCCGAGACGGCCAGGCUGGCCGAGGUCGAGCGCGCCGCCGCCGCCAUGGCUGCCAGCCAGCAUCUCGCCGCCCAGGAGGAGGAGGAGAACCAGCUCAAGGAGGACGAGAGGCGCGCCGCGCUCGAGGCCGCCGGGGGUUCCUCGGGCGGCAGCGCCGACGGCACCGGCGACCUGGCCUCGAUGGGUCAGUCGGGUCCGCAAAGUGGUACUGGCGCGAGGGGAGUUCUCAUGCAGAGAGAAGGCGAGACGUCUUAGUCUCAACGUCAGCCUGGAAACUCGUGUAUUGCGAUGUAGCACUUCUUACGAUGUAUUUUUUUUUCUCUUUUGGGAAGCUGUUCAGUCCAAAUCACCAUACGACCAGGUCAGAGAGACUCUGGUUGAAUAAUAUCAUGAUGCAUAA